Vanessa tameamea is the source of this 1696-nucleotide messenger RNA. Its product is annotated as organic cation transporter protein. Gene Ontology annotation, molecular function: transmembrane transporter activity. Bases 60 to 1682 code for a protein of 540 amino acids. The record is from RefSeq and is a predicted model, not a curated record. Lineage: Eukaryota; Metazoa; Arthropoda; Insecta; Lepidoptera; Nymphalidae. Gene Ontology annotation, biological process: transmembrane transport. Gene Ontology annotation, cellular component: membrane. The transcript has 8 exons.
UAGUAGUUAAUAUAUAAGAGUUGUAAGAUAUUGUUUCCUCAUUAUAAUUUGGUAACAAAAUGGAUAGUAUUUAUGACCGCACACUUUAUGAGAUUGGAAAUGAGAACAAAUACCAAAAACGUUUUGAGAUUACAUAUCUUGUAAUAUUUAUAGGAUUUUGGGGUAUGACAUAUAUGAAUAUGAUUCUCUCUCUGGCAAUAACACCACACACGUGUAAAAUUCCAGAGAAACCCAGAAAUAUCAGUGAAAUGGAUUGGAAAAUUAUAAAUAUACCAAGGUGCGAAGAUAUUAAUACGAAGCAAACAAAAUUCGAAAAUUGUCUAGUAUAUGCUGAGCCCUACAAGAAUAACAAAACCAUGGCAUGUCAAGAAUAUACUUUUGAUACAACAUGGUAUGAUACGACGGUGCCAUCAGAAUAUAACUGGGUGUGCGACAAAGAAUUGAAUGUUGCUAAUAUAUUGGCUUACAGCAAAGUUGGAGAUAUUAUUGGAUCAAUCUUCUUGGGCUGGUUCAGUGACGUAUAUGGCCGACGCUAUACAUACAUAAUUUCAGUAGCGAUGUUGUUAUUUGGACGUUUAAUUUCCUUAGUAGCUGGAAAUUCAUAUUUUUUUUUUUCUGUUGGAUGUUUCAUUGCAAAUUUACCAUCUUGGUCAGCACCACAAAACGUUACAUCCAUAUCCAUAGAAAUGUCUUCAACAAGACGCCGAUCUCUUAUUGCCAGUAUGCGCUUUACAGCUUUUAGUACCGGACUAUUUGUGAUGGGCUUAUUAUUCUGGUGGAUUAGAGACUGGAGAAUUUUUACUAUAGUUACAACAGCUCCUCUAAUUCCUUUUUUAAUAAUGUCUUGGACAAUGAUUGAAUCUCCUCGAUGGUUAUACACUCAAGGUAGAUUACAGGAAUCAUUAACUCAAUUAAAAAAAAUUGCAAAAGUUAAUAAAAAAAAAAUCGAGGACAGCACAGAAAAGGAGCUGCUGAGCGCAAAUUUUAGCGAAUCACCUCAAAUUUUUGGUGUGAUGAUGUUGUUUUCCUCGAAACAACUUACAAUAAAUACCAUAUUACAGGCAAUCAUUUGGAUUGUUGCUUCGUUGAGCUAUGUGCUGUUAUUGAUGAGAUCAGGAGAAAAAACAGACGGAAACCCAUUUCUCGAUUUCGCAUGGCAAUCAUUAAUAGAGGUUCCUUCAGUCUAUCUAGCGGCUUGGCUGGCGGAUAAAAUUGGUCGCCGUUAUACAGGAAUAGUAUCAAUCGGAGUUAUAGCAGCCAUGUGGACAAGUUUAGCUAUUAGAGAAAAUAGCGCAGGAGGAUGGAUUCGCAAAUGGUGGAUGGGAACUUUAUUGAACAUUGUUGCUAGAUUAGCAACAACUGUGACAUUUUUUGUAAUUAAUUUGCUAAACAUGGAACUUUACCCAACUUGUAUUCGACAAACGGGUACGGCUUUAGGAAAUAUCGUAGCUGGAACAACUUCAGUAGUGGCACCUUAUGUGUUAUAUUUGGGCCGGCGAAUUGAUUCAAGGUUACCUGGUAUUAUCGUGUCACUCACAUGUUUACUGGGUAUUUUAGCAUCGUAUUUGCUACCCGAAACUUUAAAAGCGAAACUACCGGAAACGCUAGAAGAAGCCCAAACAUUUGGACGUAAAAAUAGAAGUCUUGAUUCAAGAGAAUUGCAACCUUUAAAAACACCAUAAAAUGUAUAAUAAUG